GUGUACUAUAGACAAUCUUGCCUGUAUUGGUGGAAAUGGAUGAGACUAAUCAUAGACAGGAACCUGAAAGAAGAAAGAGGAAGCCUGCGGGCGACGAAUUUAUUGAGCAAAAGAAAAGGCAACGAGAACUAUUUUUACAAGCACAUCCAGAAUAUCGCAGUAAACCUCAUCGUUGUAACCCUGAAGCAGAAAGUUUUGUAGAUGCGUUUUACAAUCAACCUUCUCAGAUUGUGCCUCGGUUUCUGAAGAUGGUAUCCUGCCUUUGGAAAGGUGAUGAUAAGAAGGACAACAAAUUGGAGAAAGAAAACUAGAAAAAGUCCAAACUUAUGCGGCGACGUCCCACAACCUUCAGGUAGACGUCUUCUGUCUUUCAGCUAUCUGAUUAAAUAGCAACACUACUCCUCUUGUGGCAAUUUUGCGUAAUUCUCUCUCUUGUUCAACUUGAAAAGCAGCAUCUGGUAUAAUCCUUCUAGCUGCUUGUAGGGCCUCUUUGUCUAUAUCUCUGAGUUUAUAUGAUACUGUAGAAACUUGCGAAGGCUUUGGUUGUACCGUUUUGUCUUGUCGUUUUUCGAUAUUAUUCUUUUUGGUAAUCUUCUUCUUCUUGCUGUUAUGUUCUUUUUUCUUUAUUAAAGAUAAGCUUUUCUGACCGAUAAUUUUGCUAUUCUGUUCAUCUAAAAGCAACUUGAAGUCAUUCAUGGCCUCGGUCGUAUAUGAAGACGACACAAUGAAUCAAACGCUCAUUACAUUUGCUUUCUUUCAAUGGGCUUUCAACUUUAUGUCAAGUGCAUCUUAGAUUUUAGUUGUUUUCACUCACAAAAGUGUGCUGACAGACGAAUGGUAUGUUUUACGUACAAUAAUAGUUGGUUUGGUUUGUUGAAGACUCGUGUUUUGAACUGUUUUU
This is a messenger RNA of Galdieria sulphuraria, 901 nucleotides long. RefSeq lists its product as uncharacterized. Lineage: Eukaryota; Rhodophyta; Bangiophyceae; Galdieriales; Galdieriaceae. The record is from RefSeq and is a predicted model, not a curated record. The coding region runs from base 36 to 311 and encodes 91 amino acids. The transcript has a single exon.